CCAGAAAUUCACUUCAAUAGAGAAGAUGCUGUGCCCGCCUACCAACUUACAAAAUGAAACCCUAGAAUUCUAUCUAACGACAGAGAGCACGGAGAAUAUAUCCUUUAUUUUGGGUGUUAGCAACCAGUCCUAUGUCCUCAGCAUGGGAGAUAAUGUUACCGUGAAGGCAACACCCGUUUCUCCGUGGGUUAAGCUGUUCAAGUGGGAUAAAGAAGACUCUAUCUUGGUAACUGCCGACAGUAGAGACAAUAGUGAUACUGUCUGUUCCAUCCUUGCCCUGCAGAAUGCAAAGUGUCCUGUUUAUGCUGAUGAAGCAGAAGUACGUGCUGGAGGAACUCAGUUUCAGACCUUUACAUCUCGGGCAGGCAUGGUUGCACGCAGGGAAAACUUUCCAGACGGAGUACACAUUAUCGUGGUACCCUUGCCUGAUGACGAUCCUUGUACAUUAGCAUUCUCAGAAAGAGCAAAUCACACAUCUCGUCAAAAGUCUGUGAUUCUUCAGGUCUAUAACCAUGCCACUAUUGCAUCUACGUGGUAUGUCUUCCUCUUAACAGCAGGAGCCAUGGCAACAGUCAUCUCUUCCUUCACUGCCCUUUCAAUCCGGAUGAUCAGAAGAAACUUAACAUCUGAGACUGUUGCUGUAGAAGAUGAGGAUGAGAGAAGUCUUCUUGGGGAAUCUGGUCAUUCUGGAACACACGGCAGAAUCCGAGUAGAGGAAAUGGCAGGAGUUUCCGUGUUGUCUGGUGGUGAGGUUGGUGGAACCAUGUCGGAAGGUAGUCGGAGGGAAGGUGUUUCUCAAGAAAGACCAUUUGUGUCGGCAUCACUCUCUGAUGGUCACUUAUCCCGGAAUGUUUCCAAUGAACCUUAUGGGAGAUUGCAAAUAGAUAAUGGAUCAAGAGACCUUCAGCCGCUGCCUUAUGCCGUGCCCUCAACCUACGCACCACAUCAUGCAGUUCUCAACUUCUCAGCGAGUUUUAACCCAAGACUUGUAUGUUGGUGGAAGCGAUUGGCAGUCUAUGAACUACGGACAGCAGAUGCACAAGUUGCAGAGAUAGGCUUCCAGAAUAAUGUUUUGAUUAUGGCAGUAUUUACAGCACUUCCAACCACAGAACUUGUGAGGUCAUAUCUGAAGUUGUUGCUGUACCAUGGCCAAGAGGACCAGUGCUUUUUCAAUUCCCGCUGUCUGACAGCAUUUGGUACCCUGCCUGAUUUUGCUCGAGUCUUCACCAACAUUGGAUACCUCUUGUGUGGUGCAGCUUUUAUUAUCAUAGUGAAAGAACACAAGAAAUUUACUGAGAACAUUCUCCGACAGUAUGGUGCAAAUAAUAGUGUUGGUGUAAGCAGACACUAUGGAUUGUUUAUGUCUGUUGGUUAUGGACUCUUCAUCCAGGGUGUUAUGUCAUCCUUAUAUCACACUUGCCCAAACAGCGUUACUAUCAGAUUCGACAUGAUGUUCAUGUACGUAGUGGCAGUCGCCGCUGUUGUGAGCAUGUGGGGAUUCCGCCACGGUGAUGUCACACACCAUGUUUACCCCACAAUGGUUAUGGUCGGUAUGAUACUUCUGAUGGCAGAGGCGCGUGAAUGGGUCAGUCAGGCAGCCUUCUGGACUGUACUGUCUCUGUGUUAUGUCUUCCUUAUGGUGACAAACACCAUACUGCUCACAAAGUAUGGAGUUUGGUCUUUCUCUCCAUACAAGAUGCUAAUGGUCUGGAAGGGAUGGAGACCCGUUGCAGAAAAAUUGCGUAAUGAAUUGUGGGGUUCAGCAACGACUGCCAAGCCACUGCAGAUUGUGAGGAUUGUCAUAGGACUGGUGGUGAAUUCUGCAAUUAUCCUGUUUGGUUGCUUAGCUGAUCCAAAUAUCUACAGUUAUAUCCUCAUGGUGUGCCUCAUAAACAUGGGACUUUACUUCUUAAAUUAUGUAAUUGCAAAGAUAUGCGAGAGGGAAAGUGUGAGAGCUCUUCCCUCGAUAGCUCUGGGAAUAUCCUUGAUACUUUGGAUUCUGGCUCUAGCGGCAUUCUUCUUCCACAGCACCGAUUCAGAGGCUUCGCCAUCUAUGUCCCGUGCGAAGAAUUCUCCUUGCGAAUUCUUUGGGGUUUUUGACACUCAUGAUGCGUGGCACCUCAUGUCUGCCUUAGCACUUUUCACAUUCUUUGUGGGUAUCCUGACUUUGGACGAUGAUCUUUGCCACACACGCUCCGAUAAAAUUCAUGUGUUCUAGUUUAAACAUUUGGCACUGCAGUGUAAGCCUGUCCCCCCCCCCCCCUUUUAGUCGUUUAUUGUUAUCUAUAGUAUUAGAUAACAAUAACCAGAUAACAAUAACAUAAAAUUUGUGUGUUUUAGUUUCAUCGUUUGGCACUGCAGUGUAAACCUGGGAUUUUUUUUUUUAUUAGUCAUUUAUUGUUAUCUAAAGUAUUUUUGUUAAAUUUGUUAAAUCUCGUUUUUAAAAUAGUACUCAUUAUCAGAACUACUGUAAACGGUGUUGUAGUAAGAUUAUUAGUAAGAUAUUUUCGUAAUGAACUACUUAUUAUGUAUUUUGACAUUGUAACACUAAUGGUUUGUUGGUAAAACUUGCCCAGAUAUAUUUGUAGUGCUUAUAUUUCCUUUGUGUUCCUGUGUUUUUAGAGACUUCGUGUCGUAUGAUAAGACAUUUUUAGAAUUUACGGCAGGAUUGUUGUGGACAUUGAAAAAAAUAUCUGUCAUAAUAAUUUCAAUAUGUAUAUACAUGAUUGUGACUGAGCUGAAAUAUUUUUAUAUAUCAUUAUUAUAUACCUGACUCUUUCUCAGUUUAAUUUUUUCUUUCAUAUCCCCUCUGAACACAUCCCAUUAUAUUUGUAAGUUAAAGCUUCAAAGGUUUUCCCAGUUUUGUUUGUAUCAUGCUACAUUGAUACAAAAUUGCAAAAUUCAAAAGUAAUUUAAAUGGAACGUAUUUACUUAAAUUUUUUAAUAAUGACGCGAGAGAAUAAAGAAGCCAUGCUUGGA
This is a messenger RNA of Penaeus vannamei (Pacific white shrimp), 2979 nucleotides long. NCBI's taxonomy places the organism in Eukaryota, Metazoa, Arthropoda, Malacostraca, Decapoda, Penaeidae. The record is from RefSeq and is a predicted model, not a curated record.